Molecule: messenger RNA, 1152 nt
Organism: Magallana angulata
Lineage: Eukaryota; Metazoa; Mollusca; Bivalvia; Ostreida; Ostreidae
Exons: 5
Coding region: 231-1022 (263 amino acids)
Source: RefSeq, a predicted model, not a curated record
UUGGGGAAAUACAUUUAAACAUUGAGAUUCAUAAUAUUAUCUUAAAUAUUGUGCUCAAAAAAGUGUGAGGCAUUUCGAUGUUUUUGAAGGGCAUUUUGGUGUUUUCAACGGGCAUUUCGGUAAAUCACGGACAUUUCGGUAAUUCUAGUUACCCGUCAAAGGGAACCAGGCAAGUGUCAACAGAAGAAGACGUUUGAUGUCGUUCUGACUUCUAAAAUACAACAAAAAGAAUGCAGUUGAGGAUAAAAUUCAUUUCUUCUACUGCUCACUGUCUACCUUACUCAACUGCUGAUAUCGUUUAUGGAGUGGAAAACAGUCAGUCUGAUGUUGUGGAAGGCAAACAAAACAAUUUAGUGGAUAUAACUGGAAAGGAAUCUGGAAUAUCAUCUUGUGAAAUAACAGAAUCAAAUAACAGACAUUUGAAUGAAAAAGAAGGAAUCAAAAAGUCUGUUUCUGCAGAAAAAGUGAAUUCAUUUAAAGAAGGUGACGAUAACCUAAGAUCUCAACAGAAUUUUCCAUUUACAAAGUAUAUCCAGUAUAGACCAAAUGGAAUAAGGAACAAUAGUUUCCGAGGAGAACCUGUACACAAUAUGAGGACGAAUAGCUUAACUUCAGGAAAAGAUACAGAUGAUUUAAUAGCCAUGGGAACAAUAUGGAGUCCAAAUACCCAAACACCAGUAAAACAGAUUUACAGUAGCACAAGUGGUGCAAGUUCCACAACAAAUUCUGUCACAAUCAGAAAUGUUCUAACUACUUCAACACAAGGUUCAAGCAGUUCAACAGGAAUACCUCAGGGUAGUAGAGGGCGUUACAACAUAGCAGGGAUAAAGCCCAUCAUGGUGCAAACACCAAAAAACAUAAUUAAUAAAGAAGUUGACCCACGGUACACCGAUCCUAUAUUGGGAGCCCCAGCUACCUUUCAACAAAGACUAAUGGAACUCAGUGCACUUGAAGCAGAAACUAUACGAUAUGAAAGAAAUAAGAAGGUGAAGAAGAAAGUAAAACAAGAUCGUGACUCUUGAUAUACUUUUGAUUGAUAUUUGAAUCUGAUCAGACAAUGAAAUAUAUUUAAUAAGUAUUCAUGUUUUUGAUAUGUGUUAGUAGAGAUUGUAAAUGUACAAAACGCUAUUGAAAUUAAAUAUAUGUCGAAUG